CGCCCAGGACGCCAGAUCCCGUGACCGUCCGCCAGCCCGCAGCAGAUAUGCAGUCCCCGGCGGUGCUCGUCACCUCCAGGCAAGUUCAGAAUGCGCACACAGGCCUCGACCUGACCGUACCACAGCACCAGGAGGUGCGGGGUAAGAUGAUGUCCGGCCACGUGGAGUACCAGAUCCUGGUGGUGACCCGGUUGGCUGUGUUCAAGUCAGCCAAGCACCGGCCUGAAGAUGUCGUCCAGUUCUUGGUCUCCAAAAAAUACAGCGAGAUCGAGGAGUUUUACCAGAAACUGUCCAAUCGUUACCCAGCAGCCAGCCUGCCCCCACUGCCUAGGAAGGUGCUGUUUGUCGGGGAGUCUGAUAUCCGGGAAAGGAGAGUCAUGUUUGAUGAGAUCCUCCGCCGCGUCUCCCAGGACGCCCAGCUGGCAGGCAGCCCAGAGCUGCUAGAAUUCUUAGGCACCAGAUCCCCCGGGGCUACGGGCCUUGCCACCCGAGAUCCCUCUGUCUUGGAUGGCACAGCCAGCCAGCCAGGGGACAGGGAUGAGGCUUUCGACUUCUUUGGGCAACAGGAUGAUGAAGUGCAGCCUCCCACGCUGAGCCUGAGCCACAAAGAUGUGGAGAAGCCCUUGGAUGAAGAGGAGGAGGAGGAAGAAGAGGCGCUGGACCCCCUGGGCAUCCUGCGCUCCAAGAAGCCCAAGAAACACCCAGAAGUGGCUGUGAGGCCCAAGCCUUCACCGAGGCUCACCAUCUUUGAUGAGGAGGUAGACCCUGACGCGGGGCUCUUCAGCUCAGACAAGAAGGUGUCUCCCCGGAGACCUCUGGAGACCACACAGGACCCCCUGAAGCUCUUUGACGACCCUGACCUUGGCGGGGCUGUCUCCCUGGGUGACCCUUUACUGCUGCCGGCUGCCCGCGAGAGCAGAGGGCCCACAUCCCGCCCAGUCCACGGAGAUGCCUCCUCCACGGAGCUGUUCAGAGUUGAAGAGGACCUGGACCAGAUUCUGAACCUGGGAUCUGAACCAAAACCCAAGCCCCCAACUAAACCCAAGCCUCUAGUCCCAGCUAAACCAGCCUUGCCCAGGAAACCAGUGCUGCCCGCGUCAGUGGGCCCGUCAGAAACUGGGGCUGGACCACAGAAGCAGCAGCAGCAGAUCCAAGCUAUGGAUGAAAUGGACAUCUUGCAGUAUAUCCGGGACCAUGACACACUUGCCCAAGACUCCCCCAGCCUCUUCUGACAUCCCCACAGCCCUGCCCUUCCACCUGCACUGGGCCUCGGGAGGAGGCCUGCAUGUGAAUAUGUGGGUUCUGCUUGCAAGGCAGGGACCACCAAUAGAGGUGGAACUCUGGACCGCCCAGUCCCAGUACCACAUCCUUUCCUUUUCUCCUGGCCUACGGGAUGGACAAGGACUCUCUGCAGAAGGAAGAGCUGGAAACACUGUAGGAAUCAACGCAGUGGGCUGUGAAGAGGAGGCUUGUCUUGAGAUCAGAGGACAGUGUCCCCCUCAGCCCCAUCAAGGGAAAGGACAUCUUCCACAUACUUGUGCCCACUGCCUCUGCCAGCUCAGCAUGGGAAGGAGUGCUUAUCCUGAGGCUAGGCUGGGCUAAAGAUGUACCUGAGACAGGCUACUCUGGCCUCUCUCCUUGACAUAGCUGCUAGGGCGCCAAGGUUGUUCUGAAGAUAGCCCAGCUCUCCAGACUGCCCUGGCCCAAGUCCCUUCUCACUCUCCUGGCUUCCAAUGCUAAGAAGAGAACGUAGGCCCAACUUGCCUUUCUAGGGCACCGAGGGCUUGCAGGACCCCAAGCCUUCCACCACCUUUCCACCAGCCUGGCCAGCCCAUGGCCCUUUGGAUGUGGCUUUCAACAGAGUACAUCUUAGCACCUCCCAGACUUCAGCCCAUGGGGUUUGAGGCUCUGAGGCCUGGUCUGCCUUCAGGAUCUGAACUUACUUUCUAGCCUUUCUCCAGUGGAGGCACCUUGAGGGAGAAGGAGCUGUGCCCCAGGGCAACCCUGUGCCUUCCACUAGAUGGUGUUUUGUGGAACAAAGAACGUUAGAGUAUAUUCUUUGUGUCAGGAACUGGGUUUUUUAAAUGAAACACUUAGGUUUUGUUUUGUUUUGUUUUGUUUACAAAACGGAGCCAUUUGUGCUUCACAGAGGCAUUAGAAGGGCCCAGUUGGGACCAAGAGUCCCUUUCCGGAGUCCCUGAGUGGCACAGUUCAAUUGUUUGUUGCCUUCAGUGUCUUGGGUCCCCAGCUCUUACCCUGUAGGAAGACCUACUGGAUCAGACUAGGAGUAGUCUGGUCUGUCUUUCAUCUCACCAUGUCCCUUGGCACCUGCCUGGUUCUGAGCAGGCCACCCGCCCAGGCUGAAUGAGUGGACAUAGCCGGUCGGUUCUAGGUAGAGGACCAGAGGACCCUGCUUUACUAGGUUAAGGGUCUCCCCAGAGCCUAGAACUGACUCUAGAUAGCCCCCACCCCAACUCUACGCCCCUUUCACCAGCGGGCCUUCACCCCCUCCAUCUCUCGGUGCCUAGCUCUCAGCCCGGUGCCCAGAAGCCCCUUCCUCACUGACUGCAAAGGAUAGUUCACGUGGCCUGGUCUUGUGUGGAGCCACCCUACUGUGUCCCUGGGCGUCUUUGGACCCUUCUCCCUUUAUCGCCAUUCCUCCGUGCCUUGGCUAGCAGCUCUCUACCUCUUUCAUACACACCUUGCACCUGCUUUGGGUGACAGAUGACAUAGGAGCCAUGGGUGUGUCAGGGCUUGGAUGACCAUGGACUGAUCCCCACCUGGGGUCCCUAACACUACCUGACCUGACCUACCACUGUCUAGUGUGGUUUUGCCCACUAGUGGGGACUUGUCUGCUGUGGAGCUUUUGGGACAUCCUGGCGUGGUUGUUUGCCCCACAGAUAGCAUUUUUCCAAUCAUGACUUAUUUUGAUCACUGGUCUGUGGACAACAGCCAAACUGUCUCCCAGUUAUCCAGUAAAGUUUGUGUGGACAAAGCCAGAA
Molecule: messenger RNA, 3002 nt
Organism: Apodemus sylvaticus (European woodmouse)
Lineage: Eukaryota; Metazoa; Chordata; Mammalia; Rodentia; Muridae
Gene: Hs1bp3
Product: HCLS1 binding protein 3
Exons: 7
Coding region: 48-1232 (394 amino acids)
Molecular function (GO): phosphatidylinositol binding
Source: RefSeq, a predicted model, not a curated record